GAAAUGGAAGCGAGUGCAAUUACAUCCCCUUCAAAAGGAUCUCUUUCUUCUUUUUCAAAUUCACUGAUUUCCGUAGAUCGCAAUCAUAAAGUGUACGGCAUAUUUUUAUUGCACGGUAUCGGUAUGUUAAUGUCAUGGAAUAUGUUCAUCACCAUAGCACCACAGUACUAUGUGUCUUAUUGGUUCACUGUGGAUGGAAAUGCCACGCAUUAUGCAGAAAGUUUUAUGAGUGUUCUUGGAGCAACUUCACAGAUCCCAGCCGUAGGGAUUAUGUUCGUGAAUAUGGCAAUAGUGAUCGCAGGAUCGCUAAUGAUGCGGAUCGUUGUACCGCUUAUCAUUAACUGUUUUCUGGUUCUUACUAUUAUUGCUCUUGUCAUCUUCGUGCAGCCAAACGAUAAUGAUCGAAAUUGGUUUUACAUUGUUACACUCGUCGUAAUAAUGCUCAUGAAUCUUUGCAAUGGGGUAUAUCAAAACUCUAUUUAUGGAAUUGUUGCGGAUUUUCCCGACAACUAUCCAAACUCACUCAUCAUUGGUAACAACAUAUGUGGAAUAUUCACUAGCGUAAUGAGCAUUUUCACUACAUUAGUGUCACCUGAUAGCGUGAUGCUAAACGCUUUACUUUAUUUCUGCAUAUCGUUGGCAAUCCUAGUCAUAUGCGGAUUAUCACUUAUUGUUCUGGUCAGAUUGGUAUGCCCUCCUCUAUUUAAACAACUCUAUACCAUGACUUGA
Messenger RNA from Cylicocyclus nassatus, 729 nucleotides. The record is from the annotation of a GenBank genome assembly. Lineage: Eukaryota; Metazoa; Nematoda; Chromadorea; Rhabditida; Strongylidae.